Molecule: messenger RNA, 1981 nt
Organism: Sitophilus oryzae (rice weevil)
Lineage: Eukaryota; Metazoa; Arthropoda; Insecta; Coleoptera; Curculionidae
Product: CTD small phosphatase-like protein 2
Exons: 7
Coding region: 157-1629 (490 amino acids)
Molecular function (GO): phosphoprotein phosphatase activity
Source: RefSeq, a predicted model, not a curated record
GCGUGGGCCGCCAUUUUGAUUAAGUGGAAUUGGUGGAGGAGAGUGGUUAGAAAAUUAAGUGCGAAAAAAUGUUUUAAAAAAUAUAAAGUGUACGGGGUGUGCGUACAUUACCCGGUCCAUUUUUAGGUUUAAUUCCUAAUAGAUGGGAGCACUAAAAUGUGGCUUAGGAGCGAAAAACGUGCCAAGAGACACUUCGUGCUCAAUUCCAAGAAAGGCAAAAAGGGCUUGAGGAGACCCUGGGGUGGAAAAUCGUCCAGAAUCAACCGCCUGUACAAGGGAUGCAUGAAAAAACACCCGAAAAAACCUACAAUCGUCGAAACAGACCAGCAGAUCGGUAGGCUUACGGAAGAAUGUAAAGAAAACUACCAAGCUCAAGUAGUGCCUGAAAUCUACGAUCAAUCCCAAGAAAAAGUCGUUGAAAAUAUACCUAGCGUUAUCCCUGACCCCAGCGAUAUAGUUAUCGAUUCCCCAGAUAAAUACUAUGAGUUUUACGCGACUACCAGCACCUACGGGAGUUCUGCUGAUGUUCUGGAGUCCGAUCUACCCAAGGAGGUUGAAUAUAGUUCUAUUCAGCUAGACGCUAACACAAACAUAAUCUCUUGCCAAGAAACAAUAACCACAGAAGAUUAUUCAAACAAAAUGCAGUUUAAUAUCACGGAAAAAAAGAGUUGCGAGUAUCAAAAAUACGGGAUGUAUACAGACAAAAUGUGUGAGUCCAUGUACUUUGAAUAUCCCCUGAAAAACGAUUUUUCUCAACUCCAAAUGGACCUCAGCGUUCUAAACAACGUAAAUCCGCAAGAUUUCACCAAUAUGCUGGACGAAGAAAUGGCCAAGGACGUCAAUAUCGCAAAUGUAGUGUACGACUAUGCCAACAUUUAUACCUGUAGCAUGCAGGACGAAAAUAUGAUCACUAGCGUCGGCUCUCAGCAGCAUGAAAGACUAGAUGCUCAGCCCGAGCACGUUGAGGUGGUCGAGGACACUUGGGAGGCGUUUGAUCCGUACUUAUUCAUCAAGCACUUGCCUCCACUGACUUUUGAAAUGAGAUCGAAAUGUCCGGCGCUGCCACUGAAGACCCGAUCAAGUCCCGAAUUCAGUUUGGUGUUGGAUUUGGAUGAAACCCUGGUCCACUGCAGCCUACAAGAACUGAGCGACGCCAGUUUCCGAUUUCCCGUACUAUUCCAGGAGUGUUCGUACACUGUGUACGUACGAACGAGGCCCUUUUUCAGGGAAUUCAUGGAAAAAGUGUCUCAAAUGUUCGAGGUGAUCCUGUUCACCGCCUCGAAACGCGUCUACGCCGACAAACUACUCAAUCUGUUGGACCCGGAGCGGAAAUGGAUCAAGUACCGCUUGUUUCGCGAACACUGUGUAUGCGUCAACGGGAAUUACAUCAAGGAUCUCUCGAUUCUGGGAAGGGACCUAUCGAAAACUAUUAUUGUCGAUAAUUCGCCUCAAGCGUUCGGAUAUCACCUGAAUAAUGGAAUUCCCAUUGAAAGUUGGUUUGUCGACAGAACUGAUUCUGAACUUAUGAAAUUACUGCCAUUCUUGGAAGAUCUUGUACAAAUGAAAGAAGACGUUAGACCUCACAUCAGAAACAAAUUCAAACUGUUCAGCUAUCUACCACCCGAUUAAAAAAACCACACAAUUUCGCGACAAUCUCUCAUUUCAGUUAUUUAUUUAUUUAACUAAAUACUCCCGUUAAAGUACUGACUAACUAAAAAAAUCGGUUGUGUUUUUCGUUAAUUUUUAUGAAAAAACGAAAAAAAAACGAGCUAAAUUAUUGAAAUUUUGGUGCCUUGAAAAUUGGGAAUUUUCUUCGAAAACUUUUGUGCAAUAUCGUAAACUUUAUGUGAUCGAAAUGGUUGUUAGACUCUGAUAAGUUCCCGAAUAGUUUUCCAGCUAAUUAUCGAAAGAUUUAAAAAAAUAUAUAACUAUUAUAAAGGGUAUCAUUGAAAUGGUGUAAAAAAAAUCAGGGGGUAAAAUA